GACCCUGCGCGGUCACGUGGUCAGGAAACUGCCCAAUAGGAUUAGGAUUCGUGGUGCUGUGCUUCUGGAACGCGGCGCUAAGAGCGAUGUCAGCGGCUCUCCCUGGGUAGCCGUCAAGUGACCGAAACUCGGUGGCUCUUCGCCGGGCGCCUUUUCGCGGUCUUCCAAGGUUAAUCAACGCCAUGGCUACCGCGCCCUCAGCACUGAAGUUCGCUGUCUGCGUCCUCAUGAUAACCGAGUUCAUAUUGGCCAAGAAGGACUACUAUGAGAUUCUGGGUGUGCCGAAGGAUGCAACUGAGCGGCAGAUUAAGAAGGCCUUCCAUAAGCUGGCAAUGAAGUACCACCCUGACAAGAACAGGAGUCCGAAUGCCGAAGCCAAGUUCAGGGAGAUUGCAGAAGCGUACGAAACAUUAUCAGAUGAUAAACGCAGACGGGAGUAUGAUCAGUUUGGACACGGCUCCUCUGCCGAGGAGGACGCGGGCAGCAGAAGCAAUGGGCAGUACUUCCAGCAGCCGUUCAACUUCAACUUUGAUGACAUUUUCAAAGACUUUGACAUCUUCAACCAGAACAGGCACGCCCACCACCAGAAGCACUUUGAGAACCAUUUCCGGGCUCACCAGGAAGCUCACAACCGCCACAGGCGGUCCUUCCAAGGGGGCUUUGGUGGGGGGGUCUUCGACGACAUGUUUGAUGACAUGGAGAAGAUGUUCACCUUUGACAGCACACACAGGCACACUGCCAGAACCGAGAGCAAGUUUCAGAACUCCAGACAGCACUGCCGGACCGUGACGCAACGUAGGGGCAACAUGGUGACCACUUACACUGACUGCUCUGGAUCCUGAGGCGUGGACUGUGCCCCCCUCAACUCUUACGUGGACUUUCCUCAUCACUCAUUGGGAGCUAGUCUAUCAGGGUUUCGGUUGUGUUUUUCCCUUUGGGGGAGGGGGGCUGUUAUUUACUAAAAUAAUUUAACUAUGCUGUCACUUGAAGUGAGGCUCAUAAUUUUAUGGAGGUAACAUGGUAAAACAAGCAUUUGAAAACAAGCUUUUGUUUUUUGUGUCAAAGCAAAAAAUAAGUUUUGUACAUAAAUUAGCAAUAGGUUUUUUGUCUGCAAUAAAAGUGACGCUUAAGUUUUGAAGACUUCAAGCAUAUUGUCUACAACUAAUGUAAGUGGUAUUACUUUACGUGACAAAUUGCUUACCUUACAAAUAGUGGUCUUCCUGUUCAUUGAUUCUCAGUUUUGAUACCACAGCUAGGUGUUACUGGGAGGAUUUUUCCAGUAUUUACAGGAGAUCUAUAACUUGCAUAUUUGGCGCUUAUAAGUGGCUCGUCGUGGUGUUAAGAUCAUCAGUGCAUCUUGCAAUGCAGGACGAUUUAAGAAGCUUUGACUAUUUCGACCAACCAUUUAAACCGUAGACCCUGUGAAAUUGAGCACAAAUAUUUCAGGUUGGCUUUCAUGUGUUAGUCUUUAAGAAGGUUACACAGGAAAGUCUUAUUGGAAUUGCAAAGCCUUUUUCUCUACAAUAUAGAAUUGGAGGACAAAGUCCUUAAGAGGAUAAUCGCUGUAAUGAAAUGAGGAAUUUAUCUUCUGAAAUUCUGUUCAGAAUACAUGAACACUUGUUUAUCGGCUGCGUGAAAUUGAGAAUAAAGCACCCAUUGUAAUUUGCUCCUCUGGUGCACUGCUGGUCACAUCACUGAUGCUUUUGAGGUAUGAAAUGGUCCUAAAGUGGGGAAACGUGUGUGUGUGUGUGGUUUUUUUGCAGCAUUGUAAGAUUCUUACUUGCCAAAUGCUUUGAAAUGUUUAAAUGACACCUGUCGAAAUAAGCACCUGGAGUAUAAUUUGAAUUUAGAUGUGUUUUUGCGGCGGACAGAAACUUCUGUAAUUAGGUUUUUUCUGAGGUUUCUAUGGAUUUCAGAUUGUAGUGAAAGAAGAAUGAUUUCUGUCUGCUUUAUUGUAGUAGGAAUUUUGUAUUGUGAACUGGAUGAGAGACAAAUGUUGCUGACCUGCAUGUAACAAACUGCUGUGCUCCCCACUCCAAAGGACUAUAUUCAUCUCCCGAAUAGUUGCUCCCACAGGUAGAAUGUAAUCUGUAUUACGGCGGUGGCCGGCCUUAACAUAUGACCUUUACCUCAUUUUCUUGUGUUUUCACCUCCCACUUUAUAUGCUCUCUCAUAUAAAAAAAAUCGCCCUGUUUCAUUGGUAUUUUCCUGUUGCUUGUGCUGUGUGAUGCCUCAGUGAUAGAGGAUUUCUGUGUUCAGCAAAUUUGUCAUGCACUUUCAAUAUUUUAAUCCUAUGGAUAGAAUAUAUGUACAUUUAAUGCUCAGGAGUUGGAUGGUACAUUGAAAAUAAAUGAUGAUAAAAUGUCA
Molecule: messenger RNA, 2367 nt
Organism: Brienomyrus brachyistius
Lineage: Eukaryota; Metazoa; Chordata; Actinopteri; Osteoglossiformes; Mormyridae
Gene: dnajb9a
Product: DnaJ heat shock protein family (Hsp40) member B9a
Exons: 3
Coding region: 183-842 (219 amino acids)
Cellular component (GO): endoplasmic reticulum
Molecular function (GO): misfolded protein binding; protein-folding chaperone binding
Source: RefSeq, a predicted model, not a curated record